Salarias fasciatus (jewelled blenny) is the source of this 5069-nucleotide messenger RNA. Its product is annotated as complement C3-like. The record is from RefSeq and is a predicted model, not a curated record. Lineage: Eukaryota; Metazoa; Chordata; Actinopteri; Blenniiformes; Blenniidae. Gene Ontology annotation, cellular component: extracellular region. The coding region runs from base 1 to 4974 and encodes 1657 amino acids. The transcript has 43 exons. Gene Ontology annotation, molecular function: endopeptidase inhibitor activity; protein binding.
AUGAGGAAGACUCUGCUGCUGCUGCUGGCCUCUCUGGCCUUUGCCUCUCUCACGGCUUUGACUGAUGGAGCUCCGCUUAAAGUCAUGUCUGCCCCCAACCUGUUGAGAGUGGAAACAACAGAAAACAUUUUUGUGGAGUGUCAGGACUGCACCGGAGGAGACAUCAAGGUCCAAAUCAACGUGAUGACGCACCCAAGGAGAGAUGAAAUCCUCGACUCCACGUCUGUGACUCUCACCAGUGCCAAUAACUACCAAAUGUUUGGACAAGUCAAGCUCGCGGGUACAAAAUUCAAAAAGGAUCCCAACGAGAAGCAGUACGUUUACCUGCAAGCUCAGUUUGAUGAUCGACUACUGGAGAAGGUGGUCUUAGUUUCCUUCCAAUCUGGAUACAUCUUCAUCCAGACAGACAAGACCCUCUACACCCCCAACAGCAGAGUUCAUUACAGGAUGUUUGCUGUGACGCCCCAGAUGGAGCCUGUGGAGAGGGAUCCACAAACUAAAUCUGAAGCCUCUAUUGCCAUUGAAAUUGUGACCCCUGAUGGCAUCGUUUUACAAGUUAAUCCAGUCUCAUUGACAUCAGGCAUUCACUCAAACUAUUAUCAACUCCCUGAAAUCGCGAGUCCUGGCCUGUGGAAGGUGGUGGCCAGGUUCCAAAGUAAUCCACAACAAAGCUAUUCAGCGGAUUUUGAGGUGAAAGAAUACGUGCUUCCCAGUUUUGAGGUGAAACUCAAACCUCAGGACUCCUACUUCUACGUGGACAGCAACGACCUGACUGUGGAAAUCAAAGCAACGUAUCUGUUUGGUAAAGAGGUGGACGGGACGGCCUAUGUCGUGUUUGGAGUUAUGCAGGAGGGACAGAAGAAAAAAAGCUUCCCAAGCUCUCUUCAGAGAGUGCCAGUCCAGAGGGGUGACGGGAAGGCCAUCCUGAAGAGUGAGCACAUCACUCAGGUCUUUCCGAACAUCCAGGAACUUGUUGGAGACUCCAUUUUUGUCUCUGUCAGUGUUUUGACUGAGAGCGGUAGUGAAAUGGUGGAGGCAGAAGUCAGAGGCAUCCAGAUUGUCACUUCACCCUACACUAUCCACUUCAAGAAAACUCCCAGAUACUUCAAACCAGGAAUGUCUUUUGAUGUCACGGUUGAAGUUUUGAACCCUGAUGAGACUCCAGCCACAAACAUUCAAGUGGUGGUCUUUCCUGGUGAAGUUCAAGGUAUCACUGGGAAAAAUGGUGUUGCAAGGCUCACCGUCAAUACACAAGGAAACAUGCAAACUCUCGACAUCUCAGCCAGGACCGCUGAUCCAAAGCUCCUACUGAAAAGACAGGCAGAGGCUAGAAUGACAGCACAGUCAUACACCACCAACACUGCCAGAUACAUCCAUAUCAGUGUUGAUUCAGCAGAUCUAGAAAAAGGAAACAACCUCAAAGUCAGCCUGAACUUCAAUGACUUCCCAAAUGAGGAACGAGACAUCACGUACCUGAUCCUGGCCAGAGGUCAGCUGGUGAAAUAUGGACGUUACAAGACACGAAGACAAGUGUUGAUUUCCCUGAAUGUUCCCAUCACCGAAACAAUGCUGCCAUCCUUCCGCAUUGUUGCUUACUACCAUCCAAGUGACAAUGAAGUGGUAUCAGACUCUGUCUGGGUGGAUGUUAAAGACUCCUGCAUGGGCUCAUUGACACUGCUACCAAUGAGGCCUGCAACAUCCUACCUCCCUCGCACGAUGUUCGAUCUGAAGGUCACGGGAGACCCCGGAGCCACGGUGGGACUGGUGGCGGUGGACAAAGGCGUCUACGUCCUGAACAACAAGCACCGGCUCAUGCAGAAAAAGGUGUGGGACAAAGUGGAGGAGCACGACACCGGCUGCACACCAGGUGGAGGGAAAGACAGCAUGGGAGUUUUCUACGAUGCGGGGCUGAUGUUUGAGAGCAACACUGCUUCAGGAACUCCUUACAGACAAGAACCGAAAUGUGCGGCCCCUCCGGCGGCGAGACGGAAACGCGCUUCUACUAUCAUGGAGGUUACCACCACUUUAGUUGAUAAAUAUAAAUCGAACAAGCUGCAAAAGGAGUGCUGCAUGGAUGGCUUGAGCGAAACGCCUCUUUCAUACAGCUGUGAGAGACGCAGCGAGUACAUCGUAGACGGCCCGGCCUGUGUGGAGGCUUUCCUGGACUGCUGCAGAGAGAUGACAACCCAGAGAGCUGACAAGAAGGAGGAGAGUCUCAAACUGGCUCGCAGUGAAGAGGAUGACGACAGUAACUUGGACAGCGUUGACAUCGUCACUCGCAGCAGUUUCCCUGAAAGUUGGCUGUGGACUAGCGUCGAGCUUCCCAAGUGUCCUAAUGGAACAGUGUGUGACCCCACAUCAGUUCAGAAGAGUGUUCCCCUGCCCGACUCCAUCACAACCUGGCAGUUAACCGGUAUCAGCCUGUCACGGACUCACGGAAUCUGUGUUGGAGAGCCGUUGGAGGUUAUUGUCCGGAAAGAGUUCUUCAUUGACCUCAGGCUGCCUUAUUCUGCUGUCCGAGGAGAGCAGCUGGAAAUCAAGGCUAUCCUUCACAACUACAGUCCUGAAAAAAUCACUGUGCGAGUGGAUCUGACGGAGGCACAGCAUGUGUGCAGUGCAGCAUCCAAACGUGGGCGGUACCGUCAGGAGGUCAACGUAGGACCCCAAACCACACGAUCAGUGCCCUUCGUCAUCAUCCCCAUGAAGGAGGGAGAGGUCCAGAUUGAGGUCAAAGCGGUUGUCAGGGAAUUCUUAGUCGGUGACGGCAUCAUGAAAAUGCUUCGGGUGGUGCCUGAAGGUGUACUCGUUAGGAGUCCCAAGAUCAUCACUCUGGACCCUAAAGGUGGAACACAAGAGGAAGUUCUCAACAGUCAAAUUCCAAAAAAGGAUAUGAUUCCAAACUCACCUACGAGCACACACAUCUCUGUGACAGGAAGAGAAGAUAUUUCAGCUCUCGUGGAGAACGCCAUCAGUGGGAAGUCGAUGGGUACACUGAUCUACCAGCCCUCGGGAUGCGGAGAGCAGACCAUGAUCCACAUGACUCUGCCUGUCAUUGCAACCAUAUAUCUGGACAGAACCAACCAGUGGGAGGCUGUAGGCUUUCAGAAACGUGAUGAAGCCCUCCAACACAUAAAUACUGGCUACAAUCGGGAGUUGCUUUUCCGUAAAACGGAUGGGUCUUUUUUUGCAUGGAAAGGCCGCCCAAGCAGCUCCUGGCUGACAGCCUAUGUUGCUAAGGUGUUUGCCAUGGCCCAUGGUCUGGUGGCAGUGCAGGAAGAGUAUAUCUGUGACGCCAUCAAGUAUCUAAUCCUCAACGCACAGCAGCCUGACGGCAUGUUUCAAGAAAUUGGGACAGUGUUCCAUGGGGAAAUGAUUGGAGAUGUAAAGGGUACAGAUUCAGAUGCCUCCAUGACGGCCUUCAACCUGAUCGCCAUGCAGGAAUCACGGGCGAUAUGUAAUGCCACUGUUAAUAGUCUGUCAAACAGCAUAGACAAAGCUGUGGCAUACCUGGAGAAUCGCCUGGAGAGCCUCACCAAUCCUUACGCUGUCGCCAUGACUUCCUACGCGCUGGCCAAUGAAGGCAAACUCAACCGGGAGAUCCUCUACAAAUUUGUUUCCCCAGAGUUGUCUCACUGGCCUGUACCUAAGGGACAUAUAUACACACUGGAGGCCACAGCUUAUGCUCUUCUGGCCCUGGUCAAGACCAAGGCAUUUGAAGAUGCCAGGCCUGUGGUGAGAUGGUUCAGUCAGCAGCAGUGUGUGGGCGGAGGCUAUGGAUCAACUCAGGCAACAGUCAUGGUCUACCAGGCUGUAUCGGAGUACUGGAUCAAUGCUAAGGAACCAGAGUACGACCUGAAUGUGGACAUUUUAAUGCCAGGCAGGUCGAAGCCUGACACGUUCAAAGUGAACAGAGAAAACCACUAUCAAACAAGAACAUCGAAGAUUAAUGAUAUAAACCAGGACGUGCUUGUGACAGCCACAGGAUCAGGAGAAGCAACAGUAAAAAUGGUGUCUUUGUAUUAUGCUCUGCCUAAAGAAAAAGAAAGUGACUGUCAGAGGUUCAAUAUGUCACUGGAGCUCAUCCCAGAGAAAAUAGAUGAUGACGAGAAGGUAUUCCGGCUGAAAAUAGAAUUGUUGUACAAUAGCAAAGAGCGUGAUGCGACAAUGUCGAUCUUGGACAUCGGAUUAUUGACUGGCUUCACCGUGGAAAAAGACGACUUGGACCGGUUGUCGAAAGGACGUGCCCGCACCAUUGCAAAAUAUGAGAUGAACACUGUGCUGUCAGAAAGAGGCUCGCUCAUCAUCUACCUUGAGAAGGUUUCUCACACACAGCCAGAGGAAAUCAGUUUUAGGAUUAGGCAGACGCUCAAAGUGGGCGUCUUGCAGCCGGCAGCCGUGUCUGUCUAUGAAUACUAUAACGAAACUCAAUGCGUGAAGUUCUACCAUCCAGAGAGGAAAGCUGGACAGCUUCUGCGGCUCUGCAGAAACGAUGAAUGCACUUGCGCUGAAGAGAACUGCAGUAUGCAGAAGAUGGGAAAAAUCAGCAAUGAUGAGCGCACUGCUAAGAUUUGUGAGGCUACACUAACCAGCAAAAUAGAGUUUGCAUACAAAGUACAACUGGAGGAGAUGGUAGCUGAUCUGUCCACAGACAGUUACACCAUGCAGAUACUGGAUGUCAUCAAAGAAGGAAACACUGAUAUUGGUCCUAUGGGUAAACUGCGCACGUUCCUCAGCUAUCAGCACUGCAGAGAAGCUUUAGGUCUUCAAAAGGGUAAAACGUACCUCAUCAUGGGCUCGUCCAAAGACAUCCACAGAGAUGACCAAGAGCAGACGUUUCAGUACGUGCUUGGUGAGAGGACCUGGGUUGAGUACUGGCCCACAAGAGCAGAGUGUCAAACGGAUGAACACCGACCGUCCUGUUUGGGCUUGGAUGAGAUGGUGGAUCAGUAUAGAGUCUUUGCAUGUCAGCAGUAAUGAAAUCCAAGGAACUGUAACCUUUAUUUUUAUACAUCUCAUGUUUUUCCUGUGUAACCUUGCAUGGGUGAAUAAAGUAUAUUGUCCUGAAAAUU